Messenger RNA from Symsagittifera roscoffensis, 1481 nucleotides. Its product is annotated as jerky protein homolog. Gene Ontology annotation, molecular function: DNA binding. Gene Ontology annotation, cellular component: nucleus. The coding region runs from base 336 to 830 and encodes 164 amino acids. The transcript has a single exon. NCBI's taxonomy places the organism in Eukaryota, Metazoa, Xenacoelomorpha, Acoela, Convolutidae. The record is from RefSeq and is a predicted model, not a curated record.
UUUAACGUCACUCUUCAGUUGAGUAAUGUGAAGUUUGCAUGCAGUGGGCCAAAAUGAACACAGCCAAAAGGAAAUCUCGUACAGUGGAAGAAAAGCAUGCAAUUAUCGAAGCAUACAACGAAAUCAAGACGCACCAGGGAGCAAAAGCCAAAAUUUGCAAGCGAUUUCAACAUUAGACGCUAUUCUGAAGAAAGAAUUUGAAAUUACCAGAUUUUUCACACGUGCAAUAACUGACAAAACACCUAAAGGCAAGCAGUUACCCGGAGCUUGACCAGAAGUUAUAUGGAUGGUUUCUGCGAAUACGUUGCAACAAAGUGGAAAUCAGUGGUGAUGCGAUGUUAGCAAAAGUGAAGGAGUAUGCAGAAGAAUUGAAACUUACCAAUUUUUCGGCUAGCAGAGGAUAUCUAGCAAAUUUCAAAAACAGAUACGGUAUCAAAUUCAAGAAACUACACGGGGAAGGAGGCACAUUGUCAAUGGAGAUCGUGGAUAGCUGGACUAUAGUGUUGAGAUCAGUUAUCGAGAGUUAUCGCCCGGAAGAUAUCUAUAAUUGGGACGAAACCGGAUUAUUCUACACCCAGACGAAAAAUGCAUCCCACAUCACUGCUCAGGAGUCAAAUGACAGCAAUAUGAGAGGUAAAAAAGAAUCGAAACAAAGACUUACUAUUUUGGUAGGAGCAUCUUUGGCUGGCAAAAAACUGCCACUGAUAAUGAUUGACAAGUCUGCAAAACCACGUGCCUUCAGAAACGUCAAUCAUUUGCCAGUAAAGUAUUACAGUCAAGGCAAAGCAUGGAUGAACUCUGAAAUUUUUGUUGACAAAAACGUAAAGUGAUGCUUUUCCUCGAUAACUGCAGAGCCCAUACUGAAAUCACGCUUGAGCAUGUUGAACUGAAAUUUUUCCACCGAAUACAAUAUCGCGCUGUCAACCAAUGGAUAUGGGAAUUAUUCAAAGUCUCAAAAGCCAUUAUAAGAACGAAGUUACCAGACGACAUGUUACUGCUUUGGACUGUGGAGAACAACGUGCAAACAUCUCCGUGCUGGAUGCCAUGCACAUGCUGAAAAAAAGCUGGGAUGGUGGUGUAUCAGUUGGAACGGUUCAAAACUGCUUCCGAAAAGCGGGUUUCUGUAAAGAAGUUGACACUGAUGUGGAAGAAAUAGUGAGCGAGGAGACUACUCCUCCAAAUGAAAGGUUUGAUGAUGACACAAUUUCAACAAGCGAACCUUUCGCUGAGCCAGAAGCAGAUAAUGACGAUGAAAAUGAUGUUUUUUUGGUGGAAUCUGGAAGUGAAGCAUCAACGACUAAGGAAUUUACUGUUCCCGGGAUCCAAACAGUUCAUCAUAGCAUCGAAGUUUUGCGACAGUAUUUCCAAGCAGAAGGUAAACCCGAGGACUUGCAACAAGUUCACCUACUUUACGAAACUAUUCAACAGCACUCUAUUGCUAAGAAACGGCAAUCGUCCCUGCUCGAUUAUUUUGAUACUUA